Molecule: messenger RNA, 2365 nt
Organism: Aspergillus homomorphus CBS 101889
Lineage: Eukaryota; Fungi; Ascomycota; Eurotiomycetes; Eurotiales; Aspergillaceae
Exons: 4
Coding region: 35-2080 (681 amino acids)
Biological process (GO): regulation of DNA-templated transcription; DNA-templated transcription
Cellular component (GO): nucleus
Molecular function (GO): DNA-binding transcription factor activity, RNA polymerase II-specific; zinc ion binding; DNA binding
Source: RefSeq, a predicted model, not a curated record
CUUCGUGCUCAUCCACUGCCUGUUAUCGUAUCUCAUGGCCCCUUUGCGUCGCAGAAAUGGCCGCCAGCCCGCGUGCGAGCCCUGUCGUCGGCGGAAGCUCGCAUGCGACCAUGGACUGCCAAGCUGCAGCCGAUGCGAAAGGCUAUCAAUAAAGUGUUUAUACCUCGCCAACCCAUUGACCAAGGCAAAAUCCAUCAGUGACACAGCUGAAGCUACACCGGACUCUAGUGUCUCAAGCGGCAACAGCAUUAUUCCGAACGCGAAGACUUGUCCUGGCGCUCAGUCCACCACGCCUAUCAUCGAGAGCUCCGCGGAGUAUCUUGGGCCAACGAGCUUCACCUCCGUGUUCGUCGAGCACAGGGAACGCUUUGAGGUCGACCAUGCACUGGUAGGCUCCGAUACAAGUGCUACUGGCUACACAGGCCGACAAUCGCCGACUCCACAAGGGACGAACCCGGUCACACCUCGCUUACUCCAACUCGGGGUACAGAUCCUGCAGAACAUUCCAGACGAGGAGACGUGCAAUAUGAUCUUUGUGAACCGCAAGGUAUUCAUGGACUGGUGCUUCAGGCUGGCAAACUGGCAGGCCUCGAAGCUCACGUGGGAUGAGUACAGGCCUGUACUGAACGCACGGACGAACGAAAACCUGCAUAGUCUUGCUAGGCGCCUGUCGGAGUGCACCAUGGUUCCACUACCUGCUGAGCAGGAUCCACAACGCUGGAUUGAGUCAUUCUCCGGCAAGAACGCCCGAUGGGAACUUAUUGGCAUUCUUUUCACUUACUGGUCGUAUGGAUGCGUAUCCUUGACACAUGAUAGUAAAGCGAUUUCACGCUACUGCGCGAGCCGGACGAUAAAGGGUUCGAAGGAUAUGAUGCUGCAUUUUAAGAAGUGUGCUUCCAUGUGCAUUGAGAUGUGCAGCGAGCUGGGAGGAAUCAAUGUUCUCUUUUUGCACCUGUUGUACAAGCAUAAUAUCAUGGAGAGCAAUGUGAGUGGGGAUAAGAGUCUUUCCUGCUGGCGGCAACAUGGCGAUACCAUUGCUGUAACCACGUCUAUUGGGCUUCAUCGCGAGCCAUCUUCGGAGUGGAAAGAGGUAUCAUUUCAGCAUGAGCUUAAGCGGCGUAUCUACUCGGCGAUCUUCGCCUUUGACAAAGUUGCAUCCACUCUUACCGGUCGGCCGCCGCUUCUCAGUCGAAGAUACUCGACCACGCAGUUACCUUUGGACAUCAGUGACGAUGAUAUACUUUCAGGCAAUGUGCGGACUGCAGCUGCAAAAUUAGAUUCCGACGGGUGGAAUCGCAAUGGCGGCAGAGUCUUCAACCAGGCCACACCCCUCCGCGCAAGGGCCAUGUUUGCCAGGAAUCGCGAAGAGAUUCUGGAAGUUGUGGAGUGUUCUGUGGAACACAUAUCUGACUCGGCAAUUGAGACGUGCUUUGAUCUUAAAGCUCAGGCAACCGCGAUCUAUGCUAAGCUGCCCGAAAGCCUCGUCCACAGGGUCGAGGAUAUAGACGAUUUAGAUAUACCUGGGCAUUACUUACACACGCGUAUACUUGUUCGAUUGGAAUACUUGCUCAAUAUGUUUCUUCUGGAAAGACUACUGACACGCCACAAGACUGUCACUGAACAGGCGCUCAUAGGGGUGAGCCAGGAAAUGCUAGCUCUAGCGUUACUGUACUGGAAACACAAGGACCGAUUUAUGGGCCUUCACAACGACUUUUCAUGGCUAGCCAUGUCCUACGGCGCUCCAUGUAGUGGAAUUCUCUGUCUCGAGCUGUUGCGCCAAGCUUCCAACCCACAGGCUUAUAUCCUGGAUUUACCUCGUUCGGAGGUCAUCCAGAACCUAAGUUUGUUUGUAGCCUUUUUGGAUUGGCUCAAACCUUCGGGUGCGGACAUUUCUGCCAAAUCGCAAAUCAAGAGCAUCCUGCAACGAUCGCUUGACCGAAUUCUCGCUAUGCCUGCUUCGCUGUGCAGUCCAGUGACCGCCAUGGAUAACUUUGGCAUGCAGGACUUUAUUGGCGCAGAAUAUCCGCACCUGGAGCUCUUGAACACUUUCAACUGGGUUGACUGGGACGGAGGGCUAUGAACGCAUCAAAACCCUGAUGUUAACUUAUAUCAGUCGUUCCAUCUAGAGUGUAUUGCAUUUGAGAAAUUGCUCUACCUCCACCGAGCCCUCGAGCUGCGUCUAUCGUCACAACCCACGGUCUAUGAUAUACCUCUAUAUUCUAGAUCUAGAUUUUCCAACUUCCAAAAAACAAGAAGGGUGACAUCAUUCUCACCCCAUCCUUAUAUAGCUGGAUCAAAAUUGGGUUGAUCCAGAUUGGCACCGUCCACAGCAUAAACAGCGCUACCCAGACAUAACCGAUCACUC